Messenger RNA from Enterobius vermicularis (human pinworm), 789 nucleotides. The record is from the annotation of a GenBank genome assembly. Lineage: Eukaryota; Metazoa; Nematoda; Chromadorea; Rhabditida; Oxyuridae.
AUGACAAUUACAAAAGCAGCCACAACUGAAGAUAUCGAUGUUGUCAGCUGUCCACCAGUUUUGUCCACAAAAAUGAGCGUUGAUUCGAUGUCUCCAUCAUCUGCAUGUGAUUCAUCGUUUGAUUCUAAAGAGCAUAGCUGUGUUUGUUGUGCAUUUAUGAGCACAGAUAGAGAAUCUUGGUGCAACUGUAAAGACUACAAACGUGACAUCACAAGAAUGAAAGAACACCACUUUAGAAAUGUAGAUGAUGAUCGAAAAACCUAUAACGCUGAUAUUGUAUUGUUCAAAUUUAGCUUCAAAUCUGUGUUCAUCGUUGCCGUAAUUACGGCUUUGUUUGCGAUAGUAGCAGCUUUCGGAUUUGGCUUUACUCUUGACUAUUCGCACAAUGUCGGCUACAAAACGUCCUGUGGGAAAAGUUAUUUGCCAUCAUUUUCACGAGUAAUUAAUUUGCCGGUGGAGAGGUUAAUCUGGAAUUUCCUUAUGCCCAUUCAUGUCAGUUUAAGACCAUUCUUUAUUUGGGUAAAUUGCAAAAAUAGUUACAUGAAAAAAACUACAGAGUUGCGACGCAAAACAUGCAGUUGUGCUCGCAUAGUUGUUGUAGUAUCGGGUGUUAUUGAGUUGAUCAGUUUGGUCGGAUUAACUGUUGCUGGCGAGCGAGAAGAUGGAAGUUAUGAAGCAUUUGCACUGGUUGAAUAUACAGCAAUCGCGGUCAAUCUACUGUUCCACAGUACAGCACUGUUGGAUAACAAUGAUACGUAUCAAAUAACUGCCAAGAUUCAUUACUCAUAA